AUGGCCAUGGAUGCCUUGAAGAAUAAAAAUGCACUUGACUGGAACAGAAUAUUAUCUCCCUGCAUUGACCGCUCAUCAACAACAAUGGAAUUCCUAGGCUCUGCCAUGAAUGAAUUGUGCUUUACUCAAGAAAGUAACAGGAGAGGAAGAUUAGGCCGGAGAAAGGUCGAAUACGAUGAUACCAGAGAGUACAAAUCCAAGAACCUUCAUGCUGAGAGGAGGAGAAGACAAAAGCUUAGUGAUAGGCUCCUGGCAUUACGAUCUAUGGUCCCUAUAAUCACCAAUAUGAACAAGGCGACCAUAAUUGAGGAUGCAAUUACUUACAUCCAGGAGCUGCAGCAGAAUGUGAAGCUUCUCAGUGACCAGCUUCUUGAAAUGGAGGGAUCGUCCGAGGAGGCAGUCCAGAAAAGGAGUGAUGAGAUUAAUGCUGCAGAGGAAAUGAAGCAAUGUGGAAUAAUGGAAGAUGUUCAGGUGACUAACAUUGAUAGGAAUAAGCUAUGGAUUAAGAUUAUCUUGGAGAAGAAGAGAGGCAGGUUCACUAGACUAAUAGAGGCCAUGACUUAUCUUGGCCUUGAACUCACUGACACCAAUGUUGCCACCUCUAAAGGAGCAAUGCUUGUUUCCUCCUGUGUUGAGGGUAGUUAUGGAGAUACACUUACAGUUGAGCAGACCAAGGACCUUCUGCUGGAGAUCAUCAAAAGCAUAUAGAUAGAUUGAUUUAUCCAUUCAUCAUAUUCAUAUUAUUUGAGCUUAAAAAACAUUAAUUAAACAGUACUAUAUAUUGUUAUUCAACUUUGAGAUGUUA
Hevea brasiliensis (rubber tree) is the source of this 805-nucleotide messenger RNA. Its product is annotated as transcription factor DYT1-like. Gene Ontology annotation, cellular component: nucleus. The transcript has 5 exons. Gene Ontology annotation, molecular function: sequence-specific DNA binding; protein dimerization activity; DNA-binding transcription factor activity. Lineage: Eukaryota; Viridiplantae; Streptophyta; Magnoliopsida; Malpighiales; Euphorbiaceae. The coding region runs from base 1 to 708 and encodes 235 amino acids. The record is from RefSeq and is a predicted model, not a curated record. Gene Ontology annotation, biological process: regulation of DNA-templated transcription.